GUAGAGGGAUCGGGGAGUUUUGAUGCUUCGGGAGAGUGCUCUGACAGUCGGAAGCACCGCAUAAGUUUAUUUUUCACCUGUGUUUUGAAAGAAAAAUAAUUGGAAUAGACCGAAAGGAAUGGAUUUCACGAUACCCCACCUCUGCUGUGUAUUGAUUAGUCUUAUCGCAGGUGUAGCCCAUGGCCUGGAGAUCACGUCCCAGGGACCCACAUCCAUAGAGAAGGCCAGCAGUGAGAGUGUCAAGCUGGAUUGUCAGUUUUCUCUGGCCCCUGUGGACUCUGGCCCCCUGGACAUCGAAUGGAGCCUACUGGCCUCCGACAACCAGAAAGAGGACAAAGUGGUGAUCCUGUACUCUGGGGACAGGGCCUAUGAGGACUACUACCCUGCAGUGAAGGGGCGGGCCCACUUCAACUCACCUGACCCAAAGAAUGGCGACGCUUCCAUCAACCUGACUGGUCUGAAGUCCUCAGACACGGGGACCUACCAAUGCAAGGUGAAGAAGGCCCCUGGCAUCCGCAGCAGAAAGAUGCUACUGACCGUCAUGGUGAGGCCGUCCAAGCCCAGAUGCUCUACUGAAGGCCCCACCCAGGAGGGUAAGGACGUGGUCCUGAGGUGUACAUCCAGUGAGGGGACCAACCCCCUGCAGUACACCUGGGAGAAGACCAGUGACAGCAAGAUUCUGCCUGCCUCAGCCGUGCUAGACCCUGUGGGAGGCACCAUGAAUGUAAGGAACGCUUCCAUCAGCUCCUCAGGAACCUACCGCUGCACAGCUAAGAACCACGUGGGCAUGGAGGAGUGUAUUCUACAGCUUGGCAUCACUCCCCCACCCAACACUGCUGGUAUCAUAGCUGGAGCCAUCAUCGCUGUGCUGCUGGCCCUCAUCAUCAUCGCCAUCGUCCUCUUCUGCUGCUGCCGCGCCCACCACAGGAAGAAGUACGAGAAGGAGAUCUCUUACGAGAUCAGAGAGGACGUUCCCCCUCCGAAGAGCCGCGUGUCGACGGCUCGCUCUUUCACCAGCGUGGGCAGCCAGCGUUCCUCCCUGGGCUCCAUGUCCCCCUCCAACCUGCAUGAGUACGCCCUCAAGCCCCAGUAUGACAAGAUCCCCUCUGUGGAGGAGUAUGACAGGCCCCCCAGCCACACACCCCUGCCACCGCCUGUCGCCAGCAAGAUAGCCGGCCGUAACCUCAGCCGCAUGGGCGGCAUCCCUGUCAUGAUCCCCGCCCAAAACAAGGACGGCUCCAUUGUGUAAUGGAGAGAGAACGAAGGAGAAAGGGAAGGUUUGGGACAGGGGGACACUAGCCAGAGAGGAGGUGGGGGGCUGGUCUGGCAACUGGAGAGAGGGAGGGGUGGGACAGGGGGACACUAGCCAGAGAGGAAGUGGGGGGCUGGUCUGGCAACUGGAGGGGUGGGACAGGGGGACACUAGCCAGAGAGGAGGUGGGGGGUUGGUCUGGUAACUGGAGAGAUGGAGGGGUGGGACUUGGGGACACUAGCCAGAGAGGAGGUGGGGGGUUGGUCUGGUAACUGGAGAGAUGGAGGGGUGGGACUGGGGGACACUAGCCAGAGAGGAGGUGGGGGGCUGGUCUGGUAACUGGAGAGAUGGAGGGGUGGGACUUGGGGACACUAGCCAGAGAGGAGGUGGGGGGUUGGUCUGGUAACUGGAGAGAGGGAGGGGUGGGACUGGGGGACACUAGCCAGAGAGGAGGUGGGGUGACUGGGCUGACUGAUUUUAUGUCCUCCACCACUCAUCAUCAGCUGUGGUGCCGUACUGAGGAGAAAAGAGAUGCAGUACUGUACCAUAUCACAUCAGGCCCACUAUGAACUAUUUACUGAAGGCAAAAAACAACAGAUCCUUUUAUGAAUUUUACUUCCAGAUCUUUCUGAUAAGCAGACACAAAAAUACUAGGGUGGCUAGCUACAUUUUAAUGGUCAAUUCAGAAAGGUUGCUUUGUACAUAGUUGAAUGCAUGGUGCUUUUUAAUUUAGCUGGCCCGGUCCCUAGAGAUGUGUGCAGAGCAAACCAAGGUCUCUGAUUGACCUAUGGUGGGUUUGUACUGUGAAAGUAUGACAGUUGUAUUGAUGUGUUUCUGGGCGGAGGAAAUGUACAGUCCUACUCCACAGUCUUUGGAUGAAAUGCCAAAAAUAUAAUCAGACAAAGGUUUAUAUCAAAUCUCUCAGUAACAUGUUUUAAAAUAUUUUGCAUAUUUGACAAUAACCCCUCCACACACACAUUUGUUUAAUCUAUUUUAAGAAUAGUGGUUGCCGAAGGGAUUCAAGAUUUCUGCUUUUCAAAUUAGUUUGUUAUCAUGUGGUUACCUUUAUAAAGAUGUUCAUUCCACUGGUUGGACUGGCUGAUGUAAUGGGCAUGUUUGCCAGCCUUGAGAGCAGUUGACCAUUUGAAUGGUCCAGCUUGGGCUGGGAGGGAUGGACGAUCAGGGUUGGUCAACGACACGGGGGGGAGGGGGGAGUUAAGCCACCCCAUCUUGUGAUUGGUGGAUUGUUGUUUCUUUGCCAGGCUUACACCCCAUCUUCUCCCUUUCUCCCACCCCUCUCUACAAGUUCCUAGAACAGGCAGUGUGUUGGAGAAUAGGGGCGUGUGGCUUCACUGAACAAUCAUAUUUGAUUGUGUUUGACUGCCACCAGCUCAGGCCCCCAACCCUUCUCACCCCACCAGUACACCCCUCCCCCAACACACAUUUUGUAUUAGCAGGAUGACCGCGGUUACACUGUUCGCUAUUAUUAACCCUCUCUGUUGUUUAACCAUACAACCAAAAGGUCUCUCCACAGUCGUUCCCAGAAAACAUUCUGGAUUUGGAACCGCAUACCUAGGAUUCAAUAUCGCAAUGAACCACCUCUUUCAAUGGUCAUUAUUAAGUUUAGUGGUUCAUUCAUGCACUACCAUUUGUGAUGGAUAAAUGAAGGAUGUACAUGUAUGUUACAGUAUGUUAGUAAGUAUGUUACGUGAUAUAUGGAAGGAAUUGAGUGUUAAGGGGAAGAAGUAAACAUUAGAAUACUGAGUCACAGGUAUUCACAGGUUUAGGCUGCACCUACAGUACAGUAACUGUUCUCUAGGGUUCCCAUGCUGUACCCUAGCUCUAUCACGCAGUCAGUCACAACAGGCUGGUCCCAGUCUUACUCACAGCCCCAGUGCUUUUGCUCAGCCCAGAUGACUUGUUUCUGUGAUUGACAUCACUGUGCCUUGUCUGUACUGACUUGUAUCACACACACAUACUGUUGUAGCCACAGGCCCCUAAGUAGAUGUCUAUGUCUCAGUGGACACAGACACCUCCCUGGUUGUGUGCUUGCCUUUUAUUGUUGAUGUGCGCCAUACAUGUAUGUUUUGUAGCCAACUAUCAUUUCCAUGUAUGGUGCUUGGCACAAGAGUUGGCUUCAGUACUUAUAGUUUGGCUAUAAUGGACCUGUAGUACCAGGCCUACAUCGGGUAUAAUAACCAGUCCACUUUACAUGGUUCCGGAUCCUGUGUAAUACUGCAUCGCAGUUUACAUUAGCUCUGUAUUUAAACUGUUGCAAUGUUUUAAAACAUUUCCCAAACAUUGACUCAUACAGUUGUUGCUUCUUUUUUAAUUCAUUAUUUAAUUUUUUGUUUUAUUUGUAUGAAGGUUUUGGUUGUAUGUGUAAAUGUGACACGAUCACUAGAACUUAUCCCACCACACUUACUCUAGUGCUCUGUAUGUAUAAUGAUGCUCUGCAGUACUUUGCUUGGUUAAUGUGUAUCUAAAACAUGAUCGCUGGGUGUUAUAACAGUAGAGGGUGAAAGCCUGCUCAUUCAGCUGGGCACUCUGUUUCAGGAUCCACAUUAGCAUCUUAGUUAGAAUGAAUAUGAAUGAUUAUUUGAUGGAUCAGCCAUGUUAUGGAUUGUAUAAGUUUGACAUGGAUGUGUGUGUGUCCAGAUUCUAAAUAGUAUACUAGCAUGGUUAUUGUAACAGAGCCCGUUCUGUGUGUGAAUAGAAUGUGGUAGAUUUGGGGUGGAUGAAGUGGAGGUGAUGGGUGUUGAGCACUUUUCUGAAUUAUAUAAUAGUCUCGUGCCUCUCCUCAUUGUGGCAGGUGUAACUUCACACCCAUGGGACAGCAGCCACAUCCUCCUGCUGCACCGAGGCAGGAUGUGAAUUAAAACCCACCCCAUGCACUACCCCAAGGUGGAAAAGCUGUCAGUUCUCUCUAAGCCCAGGGAACUGAGUGUGUGUGUGUGUCUGAAUGUCUGGAGGGGGCCUAUAUAUAUAUAUAUAUAUAUAUAUAUAUAUAUAGUAUUUUAGUAGAAUAGACCUUCAACUGCUGACAAACUGUACAGAGUCAUAUUGUAUAGUCCCUCUCAACUCUGGAAAUUAAUGAUAAGAACUACUAACAUGAUAUUUACUGUAGCUUUUAAAAGAAGUGUACUAAUAUUGUAUUAAUAUUUUUCUUUCGGGGGUUUGUUUGCACAUUGUGUGAUCAAACCUGUUUUUAAUUUUUCUUUGUGUCAUUUUUGUGCUGUAUUUUUAAAUAAUAAAAGGACAUAAAAUGAAAAAAUAGUCCUUUCUUUUCCAUAGCAGCAGCUGUUGACUUUGUCUUAAAUCAUAGUGCUUUUCUCUAACCAGGUCUCAGCAGCCAGCCUAUCUUUAUCCUCUGGAGCCCUGGCUGGCCUCCUGCAGGCUUCCAUUCUGAUGAAUUUUAAUCGGGCAGUGAUUUUCACCCCUAACGCCAGUUGAGGUGACUUUCUAACCUCUAAUGACUAUAAUUAAUCAAUGAAGCACAGAGGCAGUACGAUCAGAAACUGCUUGGCAAAAAUCCACAGCUCCAUUGAAACAGGCAGCACUAGAGCAUUACGUAUACUAGCCUGAUUCGCACCAUAGGGCCGAGCUGUACUGGACUGGCCUGGGUACGCAUCCACCAGUGUUGCUUGAGCCAUGCUGGAAAGGACCAUGUGAAAAUAAAAUAUCAGAGCCAGCACAGCCUGGUUUGUGUUGGGCAUAUCGCUUGAAUCAAAACUGUGUAGGGGAGACUGGUGGAAAUUGUAACAACUUGAAUUUCUCCAAACAGAAAAAAGCUAGAGUAAUGAAACUCACUCAGUACAUACCUGUUUAGGUUCUCUCCCUACUAGAAAGGUUUUUGCCAAAUAUCUAAAUUUGCUCGUUUUAUAAGCAAAUGUUUGCUUUUUAGGGGUGAACUUUGUACUGUCCAAUAUUUCAAACUAGCAUAAUGUUCCUCACCAUGAGUUUGACUGCUAAGGUUGGGGGCAAUUAUAACGGAGUGUUAAAAUGGCCCUGAGCCAGCAGCCCAAUUUUUUUAAUUUUAUUACUAUUUUCAUUUUAAGAUAUUAAUUAUACCAAUAAUAACUUUAAUUAGCCUUGGGGUCCUGUAGAGUGCCAAAGAAGUUGGAAACAGACAUGAACUGAGAACCAUCAGACUGUUCAGACUGUUUUGAGACUGAAUGCCCAUGCACAAAUGAGUAUAACUGUAAAAA
This is a messenger RNA of Oncorhynchus kisutch (coho salmon), 5459 nucleotides long. It is a transcript of the gene cxadr, whose product is annotated as CXADR Ig-like cell adhesion molecule. Gene Ontology annotation, biological process: homotypic cell-cell adhesion. The record is from RefSeq and is a predicted model, not a curated record. Bases 119 to 1249 code for a protein of 376 amino acids. The transcript has 7 exons. NCBI's taxonomy places the organism in Eukaryota, Metazoa, Chordata, Actinopteri, Salmoniformes, Salmonidae. Gene Ontology annotation, molecular function: cell adhesion molecule binding. Gene Ontology annotation, cellular component: intercalated disc; basolateral plasma membrane; bicellular tight junction.